Molecule: messenger RNA, 1551 nt
Organism: Pecten maximus
Lineage: Eukaryota; Metazoa; Mollusca; Bivalvia; Pectinida; Pectinidae
Product: 26S proteasome non-ATPase regulatory subunit 8-like
Exons: 8
Coding region: 39-839 (266 amino acids)
Biological process (GO): proteasome-mediated ubiquitin-dependent protein catabolic process
Cellular component (GO): cytosol; proteasome regulatory particle, lid subcomplex; proteasome regulatory particle
Source: RefSeq, a predicted model, not a curated record
AUAGCCAAACAUAUUUCUUCAUACCAGUGAGAGACAACAUGUCUUCCCUAAAAGAAAUUGUUAUGAUGUACCAAAGUUUGAAGAGAGAAUGGGACAAGAAGCCUCCAAAUUUAGACCGCUGUGGAGAGUUGUUGGCGAAAUUGAAGGUUGCCUUGACUGGUGUGAUGUUCCUCCCUACAGAUGAUUCCGCCCCUACUAAACAGGAGCUCCUUGUUGCACGUGAUAUAUUAGAAAUUGGAGCACAGUGGGCCAUCUGUAAACAUGACAUACCAUCUUUUGAGAGAUAUAUGGCACAGCUUAAAUGUUACUACAUGGACUAUAAAGACAACCUGCCGGAGUCCACAUAUAAAUACCAGUUACUGGGUCUCAACCUCCUCUGUCUACUCGCACAGAACAGGGUCGCAGAAUUCCACACUGAGUUGGAGUUAUUACCUGUGAAAGAAUUACAAAACAACAUUUAUAUCAAACACCCAGUAUCUAUGGAGCAGUAUCUGAUGGAGGGCUGUUACAAUAAGGUGUUUUUAGCCAAAGGAAACGUACCAGCAGAAAAUUACACAUUCUUUAUUGACAUUUUAUUGAACACUAUCAGAAAUGAGAUAGCCAGUUGUAUAGAAAAGGCCUACGAGAGGAUAGCUUUGGGAGAAGCCGCCAGAAUGUUGUUUUUCGAAUCACAAAAACCCAUGAAAGAGUAUGCUGUCAAGAGAGGGUGGACUGUCUCCUCAGACAACUUCUUCCAUUUUGCAGUACAUGAACAGAAAGAUGCAGAUGAAUCUAUACCAGCCAUGCAGCUUGCAGAACAGACGAUAGAAUAUGCACGUGAACUAGAAAUGAUUGUAUAGUGACUUCUCUAGGAGAAAUACAAAUAUCUUAACAGUCUAAAUCUGUGUUCAUCACAGUGGUAUUGUGGCAUGUACAUUAAAGCAGGAAGCAGGUCCGUCUGAAAUUAUGUCCUACAUAACAUAAGGGCCAACAAAACCUGCAUGCUGGCCUGUUAGUACUCAACUGUUAAUAGCAGCUAACGCCACCUAAGGUGACUUUAAUACAGUGUAACAGUGUUACCAUCAGUCUGUAGAAACUGCCUCUCUCACUAUGGUAGAAUAUUACCAGACACAGGCAUUUUUAAAUGCUUUAUUUUCUCUGUUGAAAGACUGGAAGUAACACUAAGGAUUAGCAAUGGCUUGAUAGGUGAAUAUUUGUGAUUUGUAUGUCCAUGUUUGUGUGUGUGAGUCUGAUGAGCCAAAUGAUAGUGAGGAAGAGAGUAAGAUAGUAAUGUUCCAUGUGUUUACAACUUGUACGAGGCAGUCGUUCAUAAUCAACUGCACAGAGAUGCAGUCUGAAAACAUUUAUAUUGUAAAUCUUAUACUGUAUGACAGGUUGACUUGUAUUAAAUGGAUUCAAAAUCAGUCUAAUAUCAUCUGAUAAUCAACUGAAGGAUUGCUAUACCAAGUAAUGAAUGUAAAACAAACGGGAGUGCUUAAUAUAUGUCAUAUUAUUGGUGCAUUAUUUUCAUCAGUUUGCACUUUUCUUUAUCAAUUAAAAAUAUUUCUUACA